GCGGAGCCCGGCGGAGCGCAGCAUGCGGGCUGGCCGGCUGCUUCUCCUCCUGCUGGCCGCGCUGUGCCCGCGGGCCGCGGCCCAGGAGCAGCGGGCCGCCCCCGGCAGGAUCGCCGUGGUCGGCGGCGGCAUCGGCGGCGCCGCGGCGGCCUAUUUCCUGCGGCGGCAGUUCGGGCGCGCCGUGCGCAUCGACCUCUUCGAGCGAGCGGCCGUGGGCGGCCGCCUGGCCACGGUGCGCGUGGAGGGCCGCGACUACGAGGCGGGCGGCUCCGUCAUCCACCCGCUCAACCUGCACAUGAAGCACUUCGUCAAGGAGCUCGGCCUCCCCGUCGCUGCAGGCCACGGCGGCCUCGCAGCCAUUUAUAACGGGGAAGAGUUCGUGUUCGAGGAGAGUAGCUGGUACAUAAUCAACGUUCUCAAACUUCUCUGGCGGUACGGACUCAAUCCUCUGCGCAUGUACAUGUGGGUUGAGGACAUCCUGGACAAGUUCAUGCGAAUCUAUCGCUACCAGACGUACGACUACACCUUCAGCAGUAACGAGCGUUUACUUCGUGCCCUUGGAGGGAACGACUUCGCCCAACUGCUGAAUCAAACCAUUGAUGAAUCUAUGCAGAAAGCUGGCUUCUCUCAUAAGUUCAUAAAUGAGGUGGUUUCUCCAGCUGUGAGAGUCAAUUAUGGGCAAGGUAUCAACAUAAAUGGUUUUGUAGGUGCUGUUUCUCUGGCAGGGACAGAAUCUGGCCUUUGGGCAGUCAAGGGAGGAAAUAAACUUGUCUGCAGUGGCCUUAUUUAUGCUGCCAAGGCACAGCUUAUCACUGGCACAGUUCUGUCUAUAGAGCCAAAAACAAGACCAAACCCUGCAGGGGGCACAGUUAAGCUCUACUAUGUCACUUACAACUCUACGCUGGGAUCAUCGUCGGAUACAUACGACAUCAUUGUCAUUGCAGCGCCACUGAACCCCAAGAUGUCCAACAUCACUUUCAGGAACUUUAACCCUCCUAUUGCAGAGUUCUCAAAUACUUACCAUCAGACUGUAGUGACAUUUGUGCAUGGGCGCUUAAAUACUUCCUUCUUUGGCUACCAGGACCCAUCUGCCUUUCACUUUGGUGCCAUCCUCACUACAGAGAAUCCCAAACUGUUCAUCAGUAGCAUGGGGAUUGUGUCUCCUGCUGAAGACAUAACCAGUGAAGAAAAGCCACCCUUGCGAUCAGCUGUCUGGAAGGUGUUUUCAAGUGAACCACUCACCAAAGAGCAGCUAAAUUUACUUUUCUCUUCCUAUGACUCAGUGAAAAUGAAGAAGUGGUUGGCGUACCCCCAUUACAGCCCCCCUAAAAAAUGCCCACCUGUGAUCCUCCAUGACAGAAUAUACUAUCUCAAUGGCAUUGAGUGGGCUGCAAGUGCCAUGGAGAUGAGUGCUAUAGCAGCCAAAAAUGCAGCACUACUUGCUUACCACCAGUGGUAUGGGAACACAGACAAGAUUGACCAGGAAGACUUGCAUGAGAAACUGAAAACGGAGCUUUGAGCUCCUUGGAGUCAAGUGCCACUGGCUCGCUAGAGCAUCCAGGCUGCUCUGCUGUGUACCACAACAACAUCCAGAAAUACAGAUGUACUGUAGCAGUCUAGUCACAACUAAAACUGAAGAAUGAGGAAUUCAUCCAAGGAUGAAGAAACACCCAACCAACUUAAGAUAGACAGGCACCAGUUGACUAGAUCAGUAGUGAAAAGGAGGAGAAGCUUUCUCAAAAGAGCUGGCCCAGCUUCAUGGAAAUUCUUCCAUCUAUCCCUACGUAAGAUGGAGGGGGAAAAAAACAAAAUUAAGCAUCACUACUGACCCAAGUGCCCUUCACAAUAUGACUGCAAAACUCAGGACCUGUGUUGCUGUGAUGAACUGUGUGCUGCUCUUCUAGACCCACGCAUGCAGAGUUUCCUUCUCUAGGCCUGUUUCAGUCCGGGGAAAGCAUUGUCUUUACACUAAACUUCUAUGCCUCAACUGUUCUAAGAGUGUAUCAAUAACUUUCUUGGGAUGGAAUCAAUGUAGUGCAAAUUAUCAGUGUGUUCUUAGCCUGCUUCCGGAACAAGUAAUGUAACUUAGGGGUAGUGGCUGGCUUGUUUCUGUUCAAGGAAGUGUGCAGGUUGCCUAAACAGGUGGUAAGUAAGCAAAAGCACAGGAUGUUUUUCACAUUUCUCAAGUCUUUGAAAUGUGUCUUGUUAGAUAAUCUGAAAAUACAAGAGGGCAAAGCUAGAUUUUAGAUCAACUUGAAUACUGUACAUCCAUUGACUGUAUCCAGUACUGCUGUAGUUUCUCAGCUUUAUCUGAAGACACAACAAACACUAGUUUUCUAGAAAUAAAACUAAUGCACUCUUCUGGAAGUAACCGAAA
Messenger RNA from Rhea pennata, 2377 nucleotides. RefSeq names its product prenylcysteine oxidase 1 (gene PCYOX1). Bases 23 to 1519 code for a protein of 498 amino acids. Gene Ontology annotation, biological process: prenylcysteine catabolic process; prenylated protein catabolic process. Lineage: Eukaryota; Metazoa; Chordata; Aves; Rheiformes; Rheidae. The record is from RefSeq and is a predicted model, not a curated record. Gene Ontology annotation, molecular function: prenylcysteine oxidase activity. The transcript has 6 exons.